Molecule: messenger RNA, 1555 nt
Organism: Octopus sinensis (East Asian common octopus)
Lineage: Eukaryota; Metazoa; Mollusca; Cephalopoda; Octopoda; Octopodidae
Product: zinc finger protein 665-like
Exons: 3
Biological process (GO): regulation of transcription by RNA polymerase II
Molecular function (GO): RNA polymerase II cis-regulatory region sequence-specific DNA binding; DNA-binding transcription factor activity, RNA polymerase II-specific
Source: RefSeq, a predicted model, not a curated record
GAAUGUAAAUGCUAUAUGGAAGAGACAGCUAGCAUUAUUUCUAUGAAUUCAUUGUAAAAUUCCAAUGACAUUUUGCUCUGAACUGAGAUUAUUAGCAAAAUUUCUGUGUCAUAAUCUGGAGUGUAUACAAAGUGAGUUUGUGUGCUAAUAAAACUUGGAUAAAUUUUCAGAAGUUUUUAGAUAAAAGGAAAAUUGGACAGAAAUACAGCAGCUGAAAAAAUAGCAAAGAUUAAAGAAUAGGAACAAAAAAUAUAUAGAAAUAUAGACAUAUUAUUAUUUCAGAAAUAAAUAUUGCAAAAACUAGAGGAAUUUUUCUGUUGGAGACAUGCCUAAAGACAGAGGAAAGCCAUCAUGUGAAUUUAAUAUCUGUGAAAAGUCAUUCUCUGAAAAUGGUAACCUAACAAAACGUAAGUGCAAUAAUACAAGGAAGAAGCAAUUUUGCUGCAAUAUCUGUGGGAAAUCAUUCUCUUUACGUAGUAGUUUAACAUUUCACCAACGAGUUCAUACGGAAGAGAAGCCAUAUGGAUGUGAUAUCUGUGGGAAAUCAUUCUCUGUACGUGGCAACUUAACAUCUCACCGUCGAGUUCAUACGGGAGAAAAGCCAUAUAGAUGUGAUAUCUGUGGGAAAUCCUUCUCUCAGAAUGGAAACCUAACUUCACACAAACGUAUUCAUACAGGAGAGAAUCCGUAUUGCUGUGAUAUCUUUGGUAAAUCAUUCUCUGUACAUACCAACUUAAUAUCUCACCGCCGUGUUCAUACAGGAGAAAAGCCGUAUCAAUGUAACAUCUGUGGCAAGUCGUUCUGUCAGAAUGCAAGCCUAACUACACACAAACGUAUUCAUACAGGUGAGACACCAAAUCACUGUGGUAUUCGUGGUAAAUCAUUCUCUCAAGGUAAUGAUUUAACUAAACAUAAGCGAAUUCAUACAGGACAGAAGCCGUAUCACUGUGAUAUCUGUGGUAAAUCAUUCUCUGCAAGUGGUGUGUUAAAAUCUCACCAACGUACUCAUACAGGAGAGAAGCCGUAUCACUGUGGUAUUUGUGGUAAAUCAUUCUCUCAAAGUGGUACUUUCAUAUCUCACAAGCGAAUUCAUACAGGAGAGAAGCCAUAUCCCUGUAAUAUCUGUGGUAAAUCAUUCUCUACGAAACCAUUUCAUUGUGACAUUUGUGGUAAAUCUUUCAUCAGAAAUAAUUCUUUAACAUCUCACCAACGUAUUCAUACAGGAGAGAAGCCAUAUCAGUGUGAUAUCUGUAGUAAAUCAUUCUCUGCAAGGGGUGUGUUAACAUCUCACCAACGUACUCAUGCAGAAGAGAAGCCAUAUCACUGUGAUAUUUGUGGUAAAUCAUUCUCUAAAAGCGAUGCUCUGAAGUCUCACAAGCGAAUUCAUACAGGGGAGAAACCAUAUUGCUGUAAUAUCUGUGGUAAAUCAUUCGCUCAAGGUUUUGACUUAACUAAACACAAACGAACUCAUACAGGAGAGAAGCCGUAUCACUGUGAUGUCUGCGGUAAAUCAUUCUCUUUGUCAUCAAGCCUAACUACACACAAACGUAUUCAU